AUGGCUAAUCUCUUUCGUUUUCUCCCUUUGCUUUACCUCCUGCUGCAGGCAGGUUUUGCCCAGAACAACAGCAUCGUUUCCAUCCCGUAUGCGCUCACAUACUUGCUUCCCUCGCGCUUCAACGGAGACAUUUCUUUCACUUUCAUAAAUGGCACCCAUACCUCUGACCCGUCCGUCAAUUCUCUCCUCGAAUCCGCGACGUACACUCCUUUCAUCUCAUAUGACGAAGAAUUCCUCUCUCUGCUCGGUUCAAACCCUACGGUGGAAUUGAUCGAUGAACGCGAAGCCAACUUCGCCGCCGAGGCAGGUGUCUGGAUUCGCGAGCGCAGCGAGGUCUGGUAUACGACUUGGAUCAACGAUGGGCCCACCAGGGUGGAAAUAUUGAAUUUGGCAGACAGAAGCAUUCGAAACCUGAGUUCAUCCAUGCCGUUGGAGAAUCCUAAUGGAGGGUACUAUCACCAAGGCCUUGUAUACUUCACUUGCCUACGCGACGAUUCUCGAGGCUGGCCCGGGGGGGUGGUAUCUGUGGAUCCGGAAACUGGUCACGUCGAGAGGAUUCUCAAUUCAUACUUUGGUCUCAAGUUCGACAGUAUUGACGAUGUGACUUGGGUCACGCAGCCCGGUACCAACCACUCCUUCAUGUUCAUCACCAUUCUGCCCAAUCCCGAAGGCACUGAGAAGGGGGAAAAUGAUACACUACCUCAAGGUCUAUGGCGUUGGGACCCACAAGCAAAGCUUCUGCUGCCGGCUAUUAGCAGAACCGAGCUUCCUGUUGCGAACGGAGUCAGAGUUUCAAGGGAUCAAAAGACGCUCUGGGUUACAGAUUUCGGUGGCGCGGAACGCAGUAGGGCCUGGGGUCUGCCUGCUGAAGUUGGAGCACCGGCGAUAUACAAGUACAGCCUCGAUGAGGACAUGUGGCCGACGAACAAGCGUAUCUUCGGGGUGUCGAGGAUGCAAGCGGCCGAUGGGAUCCGGGUGGAUGAUCAGGGGAGGGUGUGGACGGCAGAGGGCGAAGGAGUCAUGGUACGAGCAGCGGACGGGAGAGUUAUUGGUGCGUUUAAUGCGCAGUAUUUCACCAGAGACCCUACAAGUACAGCAAUUGUGCAGUUUGCGCUUGCUGGGGACACGUUAGUGAUUCUGGGACAAAAUAAGCUCUGGACAGUGAAACUUGCAGAAACUGUGUCCAGCAGGUCGAUAUAG
This is a messenger RNA of Aspergillus affinis, 1200 nucleotides long. RefSeq names its product SMP-30/gluconolactonase/LRE family protein. The record is from RefSeq and is a predicted model, not a curated record. The transcript has a single exon. The coding region runs from base 1 to 1200 and encodes 399 amino acids. Lineage: Eukaryota; Fungi; Ascomycota; Eurotiomycetes; Eurotiales; Aspergillaceae.